CCCAAGUCUGAGACCACUUUUUGUUGCCUGUAAGUGAAGAUGUAAGAACUCUCAGCUCCUUCUCUAGCACCAUGUCUACCUGCAUGCUGCCUUGCUUCCUGCCAUGAUGGCUGAUGUCAGAGUUACUUCUUCCAAAGAGAAUUGCAGCCCCCAAACUGAAGCUGCACGGCCCAAGGACACUGUAGACAAUGCUGAAAGUCUGUACCAACAAGCCCAGAUGGGAAGCUUGCCUGGGACUAUUCCAGAAAGUUCUCCACCUCCAAGUAAAAUAAAUGGGAGCAUAAAUUUAGAUGACACAGUGGCCAAUGGAAUAAUCAAUAAACCCCAACUCCUGGAAAGUCGGGAGCGACCAAAGUCAUCAGACAUCCUGGAAGAGUUAAUUGUCCAAGGAAUCAUACAGAGCCGAAGCAAAGUAUUUAGAAAUGGAGAGUCAUAUGAUGUCAUGGUGGACACUACUGAAAAGCCACUGAGAAAGCCACCGGCCAGACUGAAAAAGCUUAAGGUGAAAAAGGAGGUAAAAGAUUUCACAAUCCAAGACAUAGAAGAAAAGAUGCAGGCGGCCGAGGAACGCCGAAAGACAAAAAAUGAGGAAAUAAGAAAACGGCUACGGAGUGACCGACUUCCGCCCACCGCUAACUCUUCAGAUGCAGCUGAACCAGGAAGGGUGGAGGCUCUGUUUGCAAAAGGUCUCCCAGCUGUGAGCACCCCUGCUUUGCAGAGGUCCUACGUGCAGGAAGGAGAGCCACUAAAAAGGAAGAAGGGUGAAAGUGAUGUGGCCCCGAUGAUUAGGAACGACACCUGCGCAGGUUUGGGGAUUGUGGAGUCAGACAUGUAUUACAACCAAGAGGAUGACAUAUUCUAAUACUCCGUUUUCAAAAGGAAUCUCACAAAGUGGUCCAUUCUCUCGUGGUGGCCUUUAAAAAGUGACUGGGCUCUACAGUUGACACUUCUGCCCGGGGUGGGGGUGGGGGGGUGGGGGAUUAAGGAUGAUUGAUUGUAUGAGCAGCAAGGGAUGAAUUUUAGUUGAGUGAAUUAAAGGCUAUUCUUACCAAGGAGGGGUGGGGAGUCCCAAGGCUGGCGUUCUCCUAGAGAGUGGCUUCCAGUAUUAGGUAGAGGUCUUAGAUUCAGAAGUUCCUGCCAGCUCCCAUGAUGAUGCUCGUGCCAAACGAAAUUCUCCCCUUUCAUUUCUAACCUUGGCUGCACCCACGGAUGAAUCCUUCAUGACAAGUUGCAUAGAUGAAUGUUAUAUAUUUUAAUAAUCUGUGUGUUUCUUACGUUUUAAUUCUUCGCUGUCAAAAAAAAUAAAGCAGUAUCUUGAA
This is a messenger RNA of Peromyscus eremicus (cactus mouse), 1319 nucleotides long. RefSeq names its product stathmin domain containing 1 (gene Stmnd1). Gene Ontology annotation, molecular function: tubulin binding. Lineage: Eukaryota; Metazoa; Chordata; Mammalia; Rodentia; Cricetidae. The record is from RefSeq and is a predicted model, not a curated record. Bases 104 to 862 code for a protein of 252 amino acids. Gene Ontology annotation, biological process: microtubule depolymerization; neuron projection development; regulation of microtubule polymerization or depolymerization. The transcript is spliced from 5 exons. Gene Ontology annotation, cellular component: neuron projection; cytoplasm.